Molecule: messenger RNA, 4105 nt
Organism: Neomonachus schauinslandi (Hawaiian monk seal)
Lineage: Eukaryota; Metazoa; Chordata; Mammalia; Carnivora; Phocidae
Gene: HGSNAT
Product: heparan-alpha-glucosaminide N-acetyltransferase
Exons: 19
Coding region: 1-1926 (641 amino acids)
Biological process (GO): lysosomal transport
Cellular component (GO): lysosomal membrane
Source: RefSeq, a predicted model, not a curated record
AUGGCAAACCCAGUUGGAUGUAUCUGCAUGGAUGAACCUCAUAAACCUAAUGUUGGGAUUUUAAAAAAGCAAGUUGCAAAGGAUGUAUACAAGAAAGAAGUGGGAGUCCAUGCAGGAAACUGUUGCAGAAGCCCAGACUUAGAUAAAAAAAAGCAUGUAGACCUGAAGAUGGACCAGGCUUUGCUGCUCAUCCACAAUGAACUACGUGGAACAAACCUGACUGUCUUCUGGAAUUCCGAAUGCUGCUAUCACUGCUUGUUUCAGGUUCUGGUAAAUGUUUCCUGGAGUGGGAGACCCGGGAAGCCUAGCAUUGCCGCGGGGGCGGUGAGCACCCAGCAUGGAUCUCUCCUGCAGCUUAAUGACACCUUGGAAGAGAAAGAAGUUUGUAGGCUGGAAUACAAAUUUGGAGAAUUUGGAAACUAUUCACUCUUGGUAAAGCACACCCAUAAUGCAGUCAGUGAAAUUGCUUGUGACAUCGUUGUCAACAAGAAUCCAAUUGACAGUAACCUUCCUGUGUGUAUUGCGUUCCUUGUUGGUGUGGCACUCAUCAUUGCAGUAUCCUUUCUGAGGUUCUUGUUGAGUUUGGAUGACUUUCAUAAUUGGAUUUCUAAAGCAAUUAAUUCCCGGGAAACUGAUCGCCUCAUCAAUUCUGAGCUGGGGUCUCCAAGCAGGGCAGGCUCCAUCGGUGGUGAUGCUCAACUGGAAGCAUGGUGUCCACCCAUUGCAACGCCGCGCCUCCGCUGCGUAGACACAUUCAGGGGGAUAGCUCUCAUCCUCAUGGUCUUCGUUAAUUAUGGAGGAGGAAAAUAUUGGUACUUCAAACACUCAAGUUGGAAUGGACUGACAGUGGCUGACCUCGUAUUCCCAUGGUUUGUCUUUAUUAUGGGAUCUUCAGUUUUUCUAUCAAUGACUUCCAUACUGCAGCGAGGAUAUUCAAAAUUCAAAUUGCUGGGGAAAAUUGCAUGGAGGAGUUUCCUGUUAAUCUGUAUAGGAGUGGUCAUUGUGAACCCCAAUUAUUGCCUUGGUCCAUUGUCUUGGGAUAAGGUGCGAAUUCCUGGCGUGCUCCAGAGGCUGGGGGUGACCUACUUUGUGGUUGCUGUGUUAGAGCUCAUCUUUGCUAAACCUGUCCCUGAAAGUUGUGCCUCGGAGAGAAGCUGCUUUUCCCUUCGAGACAUCAUCUUCAGCUGGCCCCAGUGGCUCUUCAUUCUGAUGCUGGAAAGCAUUUGGCUGGGCUUGACAUUCUUCUUGCCUGUUCCUGGAUGUCCUACUGGUUAUCUCGGCCCUGGUGGCAUUGGAGAUUUGGGGAAGUAUCCAAAUUGUACCGGAGGAGCUGCUGGCUACAUUGACCGCCUGCUUCUGGGUGAUGACCACAUUUACCAGCAUCCUUCUUCGGCCGUGCUUUAUCACACUGAGGUGGCCUAUGAUCCGGAGGGAAUUUUAGGGACCAUCAACUCCAUUGUGAUGGCAUUUUUAGGAAUUCAGGCAGGAAAAAUACUCUUAUAUUACAAGGAUCAGACCAAAGACAUUCUGAUCAGAUUCACUGCCUGGUGUUGUUUUCUAGGGCUUAUUUCUGUUGCUUUGACGAAACUUUCUGAAAAUGAAGGCUUUAUUCCAAUAAACAAAAAUCUGUGGUCCAUUUCGUAUGUCACCACACUGAGCUCCUUUGCCUUCUUCAUCCUGCUUAUCCUAUACCCCAUUGUAGAUGUGAAGAGACUGUGGACGGGAACCCCAUUCUUCUACCCAGGAAUGAACUCUAUUCUAGUGUACGUUGGCCACGAGGUGUUUGAGAACUACUUCCCCUUUCAGUGGAAGCUGCAGGACAACCAGUCACACAAAGAGCAUCUAACUCAGAACAUAGUCGCCACUGCUAUUUGGGUGCUCAUUGCCUACAUUCUCUAUAAAAAGAAGGUUUUUUGGAAAAUCUGACAGCUCCAGCUGAAAUGUGUUGCUGGCAGACUCUAGUGGGCCUGGGGGGAGUGCUGAAGCAGCCUUUAUUAAAGGGAACCAUGAAUUAUAAAAUCAGUAGGAUGCGUAUUUCCCAAUGAUUGGGGAACAUGCUGAUGCGCUCUGGCUGGUGUACUAUGAUGUGGCUGUUCAUCAGAACUCUGUGUCUUUGAGACUUAGAUGUUUGGAAUAUAAUUGUCUUUUUUCUCCACCUUCUAUGUAAAUGGAUAUAUUUAGAACUUCAUUUUAAGGAUUCCUCAUUUAACUCUUCAAAAGGAAACUGCCAUGGGCAUUUUCCUUCUGUGACGGAUAAAACAAUCUAAAGUCUAAUUUUUAUUGAUCUUGUUUUCCUGUAGCCUGCCUUUCCGAGUGCACACAUGCCAACCAAGAAGACCAUCAUUUCUGUUGUGGCUGAUCAGAUGGGAUGUAUAGCGAUGCAGCCAAAUAUUUUUUGUGGUUAAGUGCAGUAUAAUAUUUCAAGAAAGAGUAAUUUCCUUUUCAGAUCUGCAAGGCAUUGGUGGGUCCAAAAAAUGCCUUUCUAUUGGCAGGCAUUCUCUCCUUUUCCCCAUUUGGAAAAGAAGUUAAAAUAUAGAUGUUUUAUUCCCAGCCACUCUUGCUUACAGUUACAAUACUCACGUACCUGUUCGGCUGUGUACCCACUUGUCUGUCUUUCUCACUGUGUGUCUAGACGGUGGCUGGCACCCAGGGCUGUAGUGUGGCAGAGAAAAGCACAGUCUUGCUUGUGACGCCAGCUUUGCUCUCCUUGCCGCGUGAGAUGUCUGCCAGUCCCGUGGCCUCGCUGGGCUGCAGUUCCCUCGUCUGUGAAAUGAGGGAGACAGUGAUGCCUCUCUGGUUCCUUCCAGCUCUUCGGCUCAUUGAGGUGGGAUACAUCAAGAGCUCUUCUGAAAUCCUUAGGAAAAUAAUUUUAUUACAGAAAACUCUUCAAAAUAAAUGAUAACGAGAAGGUUAAAAAACCCCACCUGUCAUUGGAGUCGGUCUUUUCAGAGUGGCCCUCCACAGUGGAGGCACUUCCCUGUGGGCAUCACAAAACUGAAGAAGUAGUCUCUCAGGAGCGAAGACAGGAGAACACGCGAAGAGAAGCAGCACUCCUCAUAGGGACGCGUCGUCAUUCUUGACCUUUCUGUGAGAACUCUGUAUGCAGAACAGGCGGAACGUUGUACGUGGGCUGAAACCCUUCCGCGCUGAGACGGGGCCACCUGCACGUGGCUUCAGCCGUCACCACAGCACCGACGACUCUCUGGCCUGUGUGGACCUUGGCCCCGAACCCUCAGCCCCACGCGUCAUUGCCCGCGGGACCCUCCGCGCAGACGCCCGCCGGCACGCCGGCACCCUGUCUUCCCGCCUCUCUUCCCAAAUUCAGACUUUCCCUCUGCAUUCUCCUAGCUCCGUGAAUGGCUCCUUCUCUGUCUCUAGCUGUGAAACCUUUCACUCACCUUACCCCCUCCAUGCCCUUUUCCAUGCUUCCACCUGAAGCUCCUGCCUUCUCGCUGCCGCGGCUUUGUCGCCCUAGUCCGGCCUUCGCCCCUCAGUCCUUCCUCUGAGAAGUCACUACCCGUCGCCUCCAGGUUAAGCUUUAUGCAGCAAGAGCUCGGGUAAGAGCCCCUCCAUACAAAAGCUUCCCUCAAAGUUAUGUAAUAACCACCCUCCGGGGCGCCGGACACGUCUUCCGGCUGCUUGACCCGCCCCCGCCCGCGCCCCCCGCCCCCCGCCCCUGCCCCGCUCCCCCGCCCGCGCCCCGCCCCCCGGGCCCCGCCUCCGCCAGCCAGCCAGGCUCCUCCCCGCCCAGUACUUAGCACCUCCUGCUUCUGACUUUGGGAGUCUUCCUGCUUUGCUUUUCCCCCUUAAUUUUCUCCUGGGUACACUUGACGUUUAGACCCACUACUUCUGAAACACCUUCUCUAAUCUCGUAUUCUCAUCCAAAAGUAGUAUUUUCUUCCUCUCAUAAUACCUUGCUGGGAUCAGUCUCAUGGCGUUUUACCGCUUUCUGCCUGGUGUCAUAGUUACUUGUGUACCUGUCUCAUUUCCCGCACUAGAGGUGAGUUUGUUAAGGGCAAGAAUUAUGUCUUGUUCAUCUGUAUAUUCCUUAUGGUGCGCACACAGUGCCUCGUACUUAGCAGGCGCUAAAUAAACAUUUAUCAAA